Messenger RNA from Ostrea edulis (European flat oyster), 4494 nucleotides. Its product is annotated as U6 snRNA phosphodiesterase 1-like. NCBI's taxonomy places the organism in Eukaryota, Metazoa, Mollusca, Bivalvia, Ostreida, Ostreidae. The record is from RefSeq and is a predicted model, not a curated record. The transcript is spliced from 8 exons. Gene Ontology annotation, molecular function: 3'-5'-RNA exonuclease activity. Gene Ontology annotation, biological process: U6 snRNA 3'-end processing. Gene Ontology annotation, cellular component: nucleus. Bases 1811 to 2659 code for a protein of 282 amino acids.
GCAAUUCUGGAAAGAAAACGUACUGACUCUAUUAGGAGAACAUCAGUGUGAUUUUCAUAUUUCAAUCAGCAUAUUGAGGGGUGGAUCCAAACUAUUGGUUUAACAGUUGAUCCCAAAUGAAAAGUGGAAUCUACUAGCUACAUGUAUCUUGAUGUCCUAGUAGCUAGGUCAUGAAUGAAGUACUAAUCAUGGACCUAGAGGAUUCUGAGUUAUCAUGUUUGGCAAAUCUCUAGCAUAGAAAUAUGAGAAGCAUAUGUCAUGGGUUUUUCCUCUUUAGGUUUAAAGGUGGAGAGGUCUAGUGUGAGUGCUGAUGCAGUGGUUAUUACAUCAAAUUGAAAGUUUAACAAGAUGUGUUUGUGAAACAUUAUACCCCUGGUGGCAACUAAGAAUAAUAAACAAGGAGUGCAUAUAGCCCUAUCAUUCACCAUUCAAAAGUUAUGACAAUGUUUAAGUUUAAUUUUGGUCAAACUCAACUCCAAGGUUAAGGUCACAAGGUCAAAGAUCAUAGUAUCAAAUGAAAGAUCUUGCCAUGAGGAAUCUAUAUAAAAAAUAUGAAAGUCCUAUGUUAAAUAGGUGUCUCAUAAAUGUAUAAAGGUUCAUUUACAAAUUGGGAAGAAUUACUACAUUGUAUGAUUAAAACAGGAAAGGGCAGACCUUAGUUGAUCUACAUUGACCAAUCCUUAUAUUACCAUCAUUUCUCUAUAAUUUCUGUUUGUUCCCCUAGCUUCUAUCCACUUGAGGUGGAGAUGGGGUGGGGACAUCAUUUUGCACUCUUUAAGGUAACUCCACUCUCAUGUCACAUCAAAAAUUCGAAUAAUCUAUCUCUUGUAGGAAUUUUAUUUACUGGGUACAAUAAAAAUAUGACACUGAAAUAGUUUAUAUUUUCUAAAAAUAAUCAAGAAUAUGUUGACAAGAGCAGUAAUUCCUAUGCUGGCAUUUUCUCUGUUGUAUGUCUAGACUAUCAUACAAUAAUUUUUUAGACAUCUGUAACUAGUGGUGAUUGUCGAUCAUUUUUGGCCCUUUGAUUCCGAUUAUCGAUUCUAUUUUUCAUAAUCAAUUGUCGCCUGUACACUAAUUAAUAUAUAAUCCAAGAUUCAUCUGACUGUUAAUCCCGCUUUUAUAUCGAGACAUGUGCAGGGGAGAGUCAGAGUGGACACAUUGAAAAGCGAGGAUUCAGAGACACCAGCUAUAGUAUGUAUGCUGUACAUAUCCAUAAAACUAAAUAGAAAUAACCUCAAAAAUACUAAUUAUAUCGAUCAUUGAUCGAAACAGUUCUUCUGCUUAUGACCGAUUAUCGAUUAUGAAAUUUUCACGAUUUUUCAACACUAUCCAUAACAAUGAUUCAAUAUAAUUGGGUUCAAUGCUUACAACUUUUAAUCAGAUAUGUAAAUAAAACAAAAACAUUCCUAUUAAAAUGAUAUCCACAAUUAAUUUAUAUAUUUAUUUAUAAAGUAGCAUUUUUUGAGAACUGUUAAAAUCAAGAUUUUGUCAAUUUAAUGAUUUUGUUGUUGCUUUUAAAAUGAUGUUGACAUAACUAAGCUUCUAAUAAUAUGUAGUUUCUGUUAAAAAUAUUUUGUCUGACAUCUUUAAAAAGGUGGCAACACACACGUUUUCUUUGAUUAUUGAUUAAAUUUAACUAUAAGAGGAGAUUAAUACAGUUUUCUACUUUGAAUCUAUAAUAGUGCGAUGUAAAAGCUGAUCAACUGCUGAUGUAACGCGAGGGGGAAGGAACAGCUAGAGGCCUAGAGGUGGAUAUUAGAUUACAAACAUCAGUCUACAACAGCAGAAAUACAUUUUCACUUUUACAUUGAUGCUCAGCAUGAGCAGUUUGGUGCAGUACUCGGACAGCGAGGACGGGGGUUCAUCUACAGAUAAUGAUGAUUCAGAUAGGCCAGUGAAUUCCAAUAUAAUGAGGCGAAAACGUUCACAGCAAAGUCAAAACAACGUUGGAAGUGAGAAAAAGACAAGGACUGCCGAGUUUCUUCCUUUGCCAGACACAAUAAAAUCAUUAUUUUCAAAUGAACACAAACAUCUGGACAACUCUGAGAAUCAUGAAGGAAGAACCAGGUCAUUUGAACAUUUAGAAGGAAACUGGGCCACACAUAUCAAUGUUCCUUAUAAUCCUGACGAAAGAAUGAUAGAAUUGAUUGAGGAAUUGUUGAUGUGUCUGAGACCUUUUGAUUUUAAACCAAUGAAAGAGCUUCAUUUAAGUUUGUCCAGAACUGUUGCCAUUCGCCACCAUUGGAUCAAACCACUGACUGAGAGUCUACAGAAUAGGUUUAAACUUCUACCUAGAACAUGCUGUGAAAUUUCUUCUGUUAAGCUGUACACAAAUGAUGAGAAAACAAGGACAUUUUUAUCGCUCACUGUGUCAACACCAGGUGAUAUUCUACAUGAGUAUACACAGGCUGUAGAUGAAUGCUUUGAAGAAUAUAAACUUCAGAAGUACUACGAGAAUCCCUCCUACCACAUGAGCAUUGGAUGGUGUUUGUGUGAUGUCAUCCAGCAGAUCAGCAGAGAAACGCUCAAUACUCUGCAGGAAACACUAGACUCCACACUGAAGGAACACAUAGGCCUGAAGUUGUUUGCCAUUGAAGAAGCAAUAUGUAAGACUGGAAAUAAACAAUUUUCUUUACAACUGAGUAAAGACAGAAGAUGAUAUUUGUGUCCAUCUUGAAAUAUCAACAUUUUCAGUGUUCUAUUUUUGAUAUCUUUACCGACUCUACUGAUAGCCAUUUCCUCAUGAAUGUGAUGCUGAUAUGAACAAUGUGCGUAGGAAUCUUGACAAAUGUAGUACGCCUGUUUUAAUGGCUGGGAAUCCCGACAGAAAUGAAAGUAGAAUGUAGAUACAUAUAUUAAAAACAAAUUUCAGUUUUAAAAAUACUUGAGGUAAUGAACUGCAGUGGUGCACACUGACAUACUUUUCAUGAAGUGCCAACAUGCUUCAUGAAUUAUGAUGGCGUAAAGCGUAGCAAAGUAAGUCUACAUAUUGUUUUGUUGGAAAGAUCACAAUAUGAAGCUUGUCAUCCAGAUCUAGAAUAAAAUGUCUAUUUCUUCAGUGUUAAACGUUUAUCAAGUUUUAAAAAAAAAAAAAGAUGUCCCCAUUAAACGUAGAAUCAUGGGCACCUGACGUUUGGACCCACACUCUCUUUGAUCCCCCCCCCCCCCCGCCCGCCCUUUUUAUGUGCAGGAUUGAGGACAUGCGCAACGAUUCUGAAUCUCAAUGAUGUAUAAUAUUUCGUGACAUUUUUCACUUGCAUUGUAUCUCUGUUUCUACAAAAAAUCACGGGGUAUUUUACCAUGCCUGGUUUAGAGUUAGCAUAUUUUGGUAGUUCCUGGUUGUUGCAAGUAAAUUUGUUACGUCAACUCUUUUGUAUCACAGUAAGUUGUAGAAAUGAACAUUACUGUAGCAAAAUAGGAGAGUUUUUUUCUUUCUUUUAUAGAACAUUCGGGUAUAGAACCCAGGACUUUUGCAUAACUACUUAGACGAACUAUACUGAGCUACCCAGGCCAAUAAACAAUUUUGGUAAUAUUACUACCAUAUAAAAUUUCAAACUAUUUCGGAAAUCUUACAAAAACUCCAUAUCGAGGAGAUAUGAAAAAUUAGAGAAAAUGUCCGAAACGUAUGUCCUUAAAUAUCAUUUUACACUUUUAUCAAACAGUUCUACUGGAUUAAAUAUGAUAUAUUUAAUCUUGUAAAACUUUGAAAAUUAAGAGUUCGAUCAAAACAGGGCUCGAAGUUAACAUAUGCCCGUCAGUCUGUGACUGGCUAAAAGUCUGGCGGACUGACUGACAUUUGUUUUAGUCAGUCCGAUGGGACUGGUUAAUUUUCUAAAGCAUCAUUUUGGAAAAUAUACUUAUUAUAAUAAUAUGAAAUUUCAUACACAUUUGUCAUGCUUCGAUUUGUUUGAUCAAUCGGACGAAUCUGAUUCGUAAAUAUAAAUCCCACAUUUAAGUGUUACAAUAUUGUCUGAGGCAUAAUGAGUUAAAUUUCAUUUUAAUGAUAUCAACAAAAUAUAUUUGAUUAUUUUUGGAAAACUCUGUUGGAUUGGUAAUUUUUUCUGUGGACUGGUUAAAAUUAUACCCCAUCAGUCCGACUGGACUGGUGUCAUAAAAAGUUAGCUUCAAGCCCUGUCAAAAGUGCAAAAUGGUAUUGGGAAUAGAAAGAAUAGGUCUAUGUAAUAGACAAAAAAAUCCACGAAUUUUCGGGAAAUAUUUCUUACAAGUUUUGUUUUGCACAAUAAAAAGGGUGCGGUUCAAAGAGAGUGUGACGGGUUCCGGGGUAGAAUAUCAGUAGAAAAUGCUACUUUCCGGAAAGAAAAAUGUUCACUACUUUACACGUUAUUUCUUUGGUUAACUCUCUGUAUUGUAAUUUUGUUGUCAUGAAUUAUCAUGUAUGAUGUUAAAUGCGUCAACUAUUUUCUAUUUUAUGUCUUGUCGUAUGUACAUGUAAUAGUAUAGUUUAGAAAUAAAAAAAAAAAAUUGAAUAUUUGA